AUGAUCACAUUCUCGAGCCGUCUUUCCCACCGCCACAGCCACCGGAACCUCCACCUAGGAAAUAUGGAAUCUUCGUCAGUCGACCUCCUGGCCAACGUCGACCACCUCCCGCGGCUGCAGCUGCAGGCACACCUCCAAAAAUCGGAUUCAAGUAACUACAACUCGGUCGAGGCUUCCUCGAAAUCCACAGUCGAAAAAUACUCGAAUAAAUUGAGUGCUGGAGAUCGUGGACGGGGACGGGGUGACAUAGAAGACAGACCGUGUGAAAAGUUCUUCGAUAACUCCAUUUCGAUACGUUUCGAUGUCAAGAAGCUGCAUGGUAAAUCACUGAGGACUGUCACGCCGUUUACGAGGUCGCUGUUGGGUCUCAUCUCCAUUUUUACGAAAGGGAAGACUUGA
Molecule: messenger RNA, 399 nt
Organism: Eufriesea mexicana
Lineage: Eukaryota; Metazoa; Arthropoda; Insecta; Hymenoptera; Apidae
Exons: 3
Coding region: 1-399 (132 amino acids)
Source: RefSeq, a predicted model, not a curated record